This is a messenger RNA of Sphaeramia orbicularis (orbiculate cardinalfish), 4766 nucleotides long. RefSeq names its product ras GTPase-activating protein nGAP-like. Gene Ontology annotation, biological process: regulation of GTPase activity. Lineage: Eukaryota; Metazoa; Chordata; Actinopteri; Kurtiformes; Apogonidae. The record is from RefSeq and is a predicted model, not a curated record.
AAACAGUGACGGCUGUAAUGGCGUCUCGGCGCUCGCCUUUACAAGCAGCGAGCCGUUAGUGUCACAGCUGUGUAAAGACCAGCUGUCCAGAACGCCAUCUGCCCUGGACGCCGCCUGACACUGCUGCCAACUGGACCAUGAGCACAGGCCACACACCCCCCCAGGCCCAUCGGGCCUCGCGGCGCUGGCAGCGGUACAGGAAACCCGAGCAGCCACUGGAUGGAUACAAGUGGACCACAUCUGCUUGCCUGACAGGCAGCCCUGAGGGCAAAGGUCACAGCGUGGAGUCCCUUUACCAGCGGCUGCUGAGCUUCCAGAGGUUUAACCCCGCCCCAAAGCAGGAACCAUCCACUGAGACUGGGACCGACUCGCUGAGACGAAUUCUGCCCUACCUGCGCUCCCUGUCUGAACCCGGGACCGGGACUGGUGGUGGUCCAGAGAGGGUGGCGCUCAGGAAGGUGGGAUCUGACGCAGAACGCUCCGCCCUCUCCAUCGGCAGCCUCCUGACGUCGUUCUCCCGGAGGAUCAGCAGAGUCCUGGGGGACCCACCUGCACCUGGACCUGGACCCGGACCCGGACCCCACCUGGACGGGGGAGGGGCGUCUGAUGUGAAGGGUCCGCCUGCCCACCGCUUCUCCUGUGGUCAGAGUCCAUACGCCGACCACGCAGCGUGGGACCGACGCUUUUGCGUCCUCACCGACAGUCAGCUCAUCCUGGUCAACAGGGAUGACGAGGCUGCAGGUGACGUUCAGGAAAGUCCCACGGACUCGGCGAAGGGGCGGAGCCUCCGCAGGACAGUCAGCGUGCCAUCAGAGGGGCAGUUCCCUGAGUUUCAGACAGAGGGCGCCACCUUGAUGGAGGUGUCUUCAGAGCGGUCUCCGAGGAGGAGGAGUAUUUCUGGUCUGGGUUCAGAGAAGACCAUCAACCCUGUGGACAACCCAAACUCAUCACCCUUCAAAGUCCCGGGGUUCUUCAGUAAACGCCUCAAAGGGUCCAUCAAGAGAACCAAGAGUCAGACCAAACUGGACCGGAACACCAGCUUCAGACUGCCUUCACUGAGACCUGCAGAUCCAGACAGGUAUAUCUCCGGCCCCCUUCCCAAGCUGAAGGAGUCGAGCUCCCAUGAGUCUUUGCUGAGCCCCGGCAGCGCGGUGGAGGCUCUGGACCUGAGCAUGGAGGAGGACGUGUUCGUCAAACCUCUGCACAGCAGCAUCCUGGGACAGGAGUUCUGCUUCGAGGUGACGUACUCAGGUGGAAGUAAGUGUUUCAGCUGCACAUCGGCGUCGGAGAGAGACAAAUGGAUGGAGAACCUGAGGAGGACCAUUCAGCCCAACAAGGAUAACUGCCGGCGUGCGGAGAACCUGUUGCGACUGUGGAUCAUCGAAGCCAAAGAUCUACCGCCGAAGAAGAAGUACUUCUGCGAGCUGUGUCUGGAUGACGUCCUCUACGCCCGGACCACCAGUAAAACCCGCCACGACAGCCUGUUCUGGGGCGAGUACUUCGACUUCUGCAGCCUCCCGGCCGUGCGCAGCGUCACCGUGCACAUCUACCGUGACAUGGACAAGAAGAAGAAGAAGGACAAGAACAACUACGUGGGGCUGGUCAACAUCCCGGUGGCGGGCGUGACAGGUCGACAGUUCGUGGAGAAGUGGUACCCGGUCAGCACGCCCACCACCAGCAAGACCAAAGGGGGCGGUCCGUCGAUCCGCAUCAAGUCCCGCUUCCAGACAAUCUCCAUCCUGCCCAUGGAGCAGUACAAGGAGUUCGCAGAGUUCAUCACCAACAACUACACCAUGUUGUGUUCGGUGUUGGAGCCCGUCAUCAGCGUCCGCAACAAGGAGGAGAUGGCCUGUGCACUGGUGCACAUCCUGCAGAGCACCGGGAGGGCAAAGGACUUCCUGACGGACCUGGUCAUGUCGGAGGUGGACCGCUGUGCAGACCACGACGUCCUGAUCUUCAGGGAGAACACGCUGGCCACCAAAGCCAUAGAGGAGUAUCUGAAGCUGGUGGGACAGAAGUACCUGCAUGAUGCCCUGGGGGAGUUCAUCAGGGCUCUGUAUGAGUCGGAUGAGAACUGUGAGGUGGAUCCUAGUCGAUGCUCCAGCAGCGAUCUGAGCGAACAUCAGAGUAACCUGAAGAUGUGCUGCGAGCUGGCCUUCUGCAAGAUCAUUAACUCCUACUGUGUGUUUCCUCGGGAGCUGAAGGAGGUGUUUGCGUCGUGGAAGCAGCAGUGCGUGGCCCGUGGACACCAGCAGGACAUCAGUAAGCGUCUGAUCAGCGCCUCCCUGUUCCUGCGCUUCCUCUGCCCUGCCAUCAUGUCGCCGUCGCUCUUCAGCCUCAUGCAGGAGUAUCCGGACGACCGCACGUCCCGAACACUCACCCUCAUCGCCAAAGUCAUCCAGAACCUCGCCAACUUCACCAAGUUUGGGAAUAAGGAGGAGUACAUGGCCUUCAUGAACGACUUCCUGGAGCACGAGUGGGCGGGGAUGAUGCGUUUCCUGUCGGAGAUCUCUAAUCCGGAGACUCUGUCCAACACGCCGGGCUUUGAAGGUUACAUCGACCUGGGCCGGGAGCUGUCCGUCCUGCACGCUCUGCUCUGGGACGUGGUGUCGCAGCUGGACAAGGGUGAAAAUUCCUUCCUGCAGGCCACCGUAGCCACUGGGCCUCUGCCGAGGAUUCUGGGAGAUAUCUCUCGAUGUCUGGUUUCUCCAACGCCCGUCCAGCAGCAGCUGCGACGCCUCCAGGACCACAGCUCCGCCCACAACAUCAGUGGCAGCCUAUCAUCAGGGUUACAGCGAAUCUUUGAAGACCCCGGCGACAGUCACAGCGACGCCCGCAGUCUUCAGUCUCCAGUGGAGUUGAUGGAGGAAUAUGUUCGUGGUCAGCGCCCCCUGCUGGCGCAUCAGCAUCCAUCAGCCCACGCCAGCUUCUCAGACCCAGAGGACAGGGACGGCGUCCUGCCCAACGGCCGCAGCGUGUCUCUGGUCGACCUGCAGGACGCUCAGAGCCUCCACGGCCCGGUGCCACCGCACCAUGAGGCCCCGCCCCGCCUCAGCAGGGUGGGCUCCCAGGCCUCCAUCGGACAGGCCCCACCCACCUACCCCCACUCCACACCCCUUACCCCCCAGGCCAAAGCCCCAGGGGCUGCCAGGGACGGCCAACCGCAGAGCGCGCCGCAGGUGCGUCGGCCGCUGCAUCCGUCACUGAGCCAGCAGCGCAGCCUGCAGCCGCUGUCCUUCCAGAACCCCGUCUACCACCUCAGUAACCCUGCCCACUCCACGCACUCCACCCACUCGCUGCGUCACGACUCCAGCUCAGAGAACCUGAGCACAGAGAGCUCGCACAACAGCCACAGCAACUCGGACGACUUCGGCAGCCAAGUGGGGGUCAAAGGUCGCAUGGCGUCCAACAGCAGCCUGGACGAGCUGGGCAGUCGACGGAGCACACAGAGUGAGGAAUGUUCGACACCCCGCCGCCACGUCAUACCUGACCUGCCACCUGGCACCGCCACUGCGGUCGCUAUCCCCCGACAGAGCACGACAGCAGGCACCGCCCACAUAGUGAAGGUGGAGCAGCAGAGCAGAGGAGGCGGCGGAGCCCGGACGCCAAGGUCCCUCCCACACAGCGCUUCGCUCCGCAGCAGCAGUAGCGCAAACACUGAGCCGACACCCACGACAGGACCCACCCUCAAUCGCCAACAGUCCACCUGUUCUAUUGAAAACAUGGCUCCACCCCCGAGGGGUGCUACUAAGCAACCACAGCAGGUGGUGUCUCCAGUGGAGGCAGUCGCUGUGGCGAUGUCUCCAGUGGAGAGGACGGCGGCCUGGGUGCUGAACAACGGCCAAUAUGAGGAGGAGGAAGGAGAGAGGAGCAAAGAGGAGGGCAGGAAUGCCGAGAAGUAUGAGCUGGAGAUCUCGCGGCUGAAGGAGCGUCUGCGGGCGUCCGGGCGCCGUCUGGAGGAGUACGAGCGCCGUCUUGUGGCUCAGGAACAGCAGAUGCAGAAGCUGCUGCAUGAGUACAAGGCACGUCUGGAGGACAGCGAGGAGCGGCUGAGACGCCAACAGGAGGACAAGGACAACCAGAUGAAGAGCAUCAUCUGCAGGCUGAUGGCGGUGGAGGAGGAGCUAAAGAGGGACCACGCCGAGAUGCAGGCGGUGAUCGAAGCCAAACAGAAGAUCAUCGACGCUCAGGAGAAGCGGAUCGGCUCCCUGGACGCGGCGAACUCGCGGCUGAUGGCGGCGCUGACGCAGGUGAAGGAGCGUUACAACGCACCGAACCUGCGCAACGGCCUGUCACCGAGCAACCCCACCAAACUGUCCAUCACUGAGAACGGAGAGUUCAAGAACAGCAGCUGCUGAUAGGAGGCGGGGCUUACAGGGACUGACCCCGCCCACAGCUGCUCUUUGGACAAAUGAGAGGAUUGAAGAGAAUCUAUGAACACGCCUGUAAAUACUGACGUGUGUGAGCGUGUGGUCACAGAAGCACAGACGAAAAAACCAAAAACUCCAUGCAGUUUUCUAACUGACUUUUUUAUCGAUUUUAUUUCCAAUGUUUGUUUUGUUUGUUUGUUUUUUGAGAUGAGUUUGUUUUUUCCCAAAUGGAGCGAUUUUAACCAGACUUUGUCCUUUUGUGUUUUGGUUCAUGAUGUUUUAAUUUAUUGCUCCACUUCUUCCUGUUGCUGAUCUACUGAACGACUCCAGCCUGAUCAGGGUCAAAGGUCACUCACCUGUCUGCUGUCCCAUGUUGAGAAUAAAAGCUGCCUGUGA